AACAAAACCAAGAAAGCAAAAACAAAAUUUCAAUCAAUUUUCAAAUCCCAGAUAGGAAAAACUUGUAACGGAUACUUUCUUCCCCUCUUCUCAAUUCAUCCAAAAAAAUUCCCAUUCAAAAUCCCCAUUACCACAUUUCUCUUCUUCACUCUCCCCUAAAUUACCCUUCAAAUCCACUGAAAUAAUUAGUCUUUUCUCUCUCCUCUCACUCUUUUGGAGCAAUUUUUCAGUCAAUUUCAAGAAUCAAGCAAAAUGGGUUCGAUCCCUGGUUGUAAAGUGAGAAUUGUUGCUAGAAUUAGGGCUGAUUUGAAGAAAGAUGGUGAUACUUUUGAUGGGAUUUCAGUUUCAAAACCCUGGAUUUCAGUUUUGAGACCCGACCCGGUAACCAACCCGAAUUCACGCCCAAGUAGAGUGAAAAUCUCGUUUGGGUCAGAUCAGUCUUCUAGUGGCAAGCAGCAAAGUUGUGAAGUAGAUGAAUGUUAUGAGCAAGAUGUAGGCAAUGAGGAAAUAUUUUCUAAAGAGAUUAAACCCCUGAUCACUGGAUUGUUUGGAGGUCAGAAUAGCACAGUUUUCGCCUACGGUCCUCAAGGUAGUGGCAAGACUUACACCAUUCAGGGAUGCGAGGAAGUACUUGGAUUGGCUGUGCUUACUGUGGAUGCAAUUUUCCCUCAAACAGAAGAACAAGGAAACAUUAUCACUGUUUCUGUAUUUGAGGUAUAUCAGGACAGAGUUUCGGACCUUUUGGAUGCCAAAAGACCAGAAGUUGCAGUAUUUGAGGAUGCACAAGGAAAAAUUAGGCUCAAGGGGUUAUCUAAGGUCAAGGUGAAUUCAACUUCGGAAUCCCAGAGACUAUAUUUACAGGCAGCAAAUUCACGCAAACAGUCGCAAAAGGCAAUGGAUCUUCCUCAUCGGAGCCAUAUAGGUUGCAUCAUCCAUGUCGUGUCACCCCAAACCGAGAAUUCAAACGCCCAACUAGUGGGCAAAAUCAACUUCAUAGACUUGGCAGGUUAUGAGGAUUCGAGAAGAAAGAGUAGUGAUGGCUCGAACUUAACGGAAGCUACAAGAAUAAACAAAUCCCUUUACGCUGUGCACAAUGUUCUGUAUGCACUGAAUGCAAAAGAAGCUCGUGUCCCCUAUAGGGAAAGUAAGUUGACUCGGAUGCUGCAGGACUCCCUUGGGGGCACAAGUAGGAUUCUGAUGGUUACAUGCAUGAAUCCAUCUCUUUGCCAAGAAACUGUGCAAACAAUCAGUUUAGCUUCUCGAUCAUGCAUGGCAGGCUUUUUGGCUUGUUUAGACCCUGGAAAAAGUAGUAGAACUACUGUUACCAAGACAACAAUUACCCCAUCAUCUCCACAAGUUAUGAAAUCAGCAUCCAAACUGAAUAUAAGAUCAAGUAUGAUGUCUCCUAAAUUAGUGGAACCCAUGAGUGCUUCAGCUUCUGGGAAAAAACAAGUUGGACCAAAGCUGCACAAGACAACUGCCAUGUCAUCACCACAAGUUAUGAAGUCGGCGUCCAAAUUUAAUAUAAGAUCAAGUAUGAUGUCUCCUAAAGUUGUGAAACCCAUGAGUGUUUCAGCUUCUGGGAAAAAACAAGUUGGAUCAAAGUCGCACAUGUCUAUGAAAAAGCCCAAAGAUGUAGCUAUUGAAGAGGAAAGAAGGAAACUGUUUGAUGACACUAAUCUUUCGAAGAAGUCAGAACUGGGAAACAUAGGCCCUAAAAGUCCCUUAAUCAUGGAUUCUUCAACACAAAGAGAGGUAGAUAUCCAUACCCUUGAACAUUUUGUGCAGACAACUCUCUCCCCAAGUAAGGCAGGACCAAAUUCUUCUACUCAGCCAGAGGCGCAAUUGACAUUGAGGGCUAUGGACAUGUAUGCUACCCAGUUUCUUUUUCCAGAGGAGAAGAGUACGAGUUCACUGAAUGAUUCUUCUCAGCCUCCUUCUGGAAAGGAUGUACUGCCAAUUGCAAAUCAAACACCACCAACAUUUCUUUUCGAAGAUAAGGAAAACAAGAGUUCUGUACUUGAAAGUGAGGCAUCAUCAUCACCGCCACUGAGUGUAAAAAUACGCGAGCUCUCAGACAACUUAAAAGCACUUUCCUUUUCAACAGAGGAAAAGUUUGAGUUUAAAACUCCCAUUGCGGAACAAAAAGUUAAAGCUAAUGAAAAAUGUGAACUUGACAAUUUGGCAAGCAGUCAGGAAACUCCCAUUGCUGAACCAAAAAUGCAAGGUUCCGGAAUGAAGGAUGUCCUUGUUCAAACUUACUUGAAGUUUUUAAACACCGCGAGCAAGGAGGAGCUAAAAGGACUGAAGGGAAUCGCGGAAAAAAGAGCUAACCUCAUUCUCGAAAUGCGAGAAGAUUCACCCGAACCCUUCAAACAGCUUGAUGAUCUAAGAGAUCUCGGCUUUUCAGCAAAGCGGAUCAUGAAAAUGAAGAAAAACAUGGAUGGGUUUCUGUAAGAGUGUUCAUUCCAAGGAUUUUGCACCUUUUAGUACCAGCAACAGCAUGUUGCUCUUUUAAUUGUACAAGUAAGUUAUUUUUAGGGUUUCUAAACUUCUUUAAUGAACUCAAAAGGCAUGCAAUAUGAAAAAAAGGUGUUGUUAGUCUUGUUGUUGAUCUCACAAGGUGUACGUAAAGUGUAAAAGUCGAACAUAUUCGACACUGAACACCAUUAUUGAUCUCCGUAAUAUAAAUGGGUUUGACA
Messenger RNA from Spinacia oleracea (spinach), 2702 nucleotides. Its product is annotated as kinesin-like protein KIN-10C. NCBI's taxonomy places the organism in Eukaryota, Viridiplantae, Streptophyta, Magnoliopsida, Caryophyllales, Amaranthaceae. Gene Ontology annotation, cellular component: microtubule associated complex. Bases 253 to 2457 code for a protein of 734 amino acids. Gene Ontology annotation, molecular function: microtubule motor activity; microtubule binding; ATP binding. Gene Ontology annotation, biological process: mitotic spindle organization; spindle elongation; microtubule-based movement. The record is from RefSeq and is a predicted model, not a curated record. The transcript is spliced from 18 exons.